GGCAGGGCAACCAAUGUACACCACGUCGCGUGCGGGUCAUUUCGGUGGAAAGUUGGCGAAUUGGUGGAUAGUGGCUGGGGGGGUGUCUCGCUAAGGGGAGAGGUGCACACAGUGUGUCAUCCCCCUGCAGCGCUUAUAUUGUGGGACCCCCCACGCUUCCCUGAAGGCAGCGCGACUCCGCCGCACCACCGCUCCACCGCGCACACUCACAGCCAGCAGCUCACACCACGAUGAUAAAGCUGGAGGAGGUGUUCACGCUCGAAAUUUUAAUAAAAAUUUUGAGCAAGAUUUUCGUGAAGGGGAACUACUGCAUAACGAAGGAAGACAUCAACACGAAGAACUGCCGAGUGAUGAUUUUCGAGUCCAAGCUGGAGAUGCCCAAUUUGAAGAAAAACGGAGAGGAAGAAUUUAUGAACAUGCUCUUCUAUUUCCACAACAAAAAUUAUUUGUUCUUCAUUGUAUACUGCCUGAACAAGAAGAAUAUCGUCUACCUAAAUUUUUUCAACCCCCUACUAAGUGAGAAGGAGAGUAUCGAGUCGAUCAAUUUGUUUUUCAUUAACAACUUCUUCCCGCAUAUCAUUUUGGGCCUCAACAAUGGAAAGGUCUUUCUAUAUAACCACGAAGGAAUUAUCUGCAUGCAGAACAAAUUUGUAGAUAGUAAAAUUAAGCUAAUUUUUUUGGAGCGCCAUAAGGAGUACAUCCUCUUGGUGUAUGAAAACAACACCGUGGUGAACACAAACAUUUAUUUGAUCAAACGAGCGUUGGAAAUCAACUCGAAAGUUUUGCCAUUCGAUUACUGCUUCACCGUUAAUAAAAAUAUGAGCAUAAAUCAUAUCUUUUUAAGGAACGCUAAUUAUUCUCCUGAAGUUUUUAAAAAAGAUUUAUAUUGCACGUACAGUAGGGACGACCUGACUAGGUACAUCAGCGAUGCGAUUAAUUCGCAGCAACCUCAGUUUAAUAGAAUUGCUAAUGCCAAUUAUGUAAUCACGUCCAAGAGUAUAACCAUUUCUAUAAGUUGUCUCAUUCGACCGAAUCCUUCUAAUGACCUUUUAACGAAGAAGGAAAAUUUUGGUGCAUCAGAAAAGCUUAGUUCUAGGAUUAAUAAUUUUUUGAAAAAUAUGUUUACGAAAAAGAGUGACUCCUCUGCUGCGAUGGUAGCUGCGUCUGCUUCUUCAGGGGGGACAACUUCUCCAGCGGUAGGACCUUCAGUGGGUUCCCCCUCCACAGCGUUGUCCCUUCCUUCUUCUAGUGCUGCAUCUGGCUCCGCUGGGGUGCAGCCCACAGAAGCAAGUGCCAUCCCACACCAUAGCAUGCCCAAUACGUAUGGAAACACAACGGAUAACCUCAACACGCAAGUGGUUCACAGCUUUAACGAUGCGAAGAGGCAAAUUAUUGACAUUUGCAUUUGCCCUUGGAAUCAAAACUUGGUAUUGGCGUUAGACAAUUUAGGAAGGAUCUGCCUCUUUAACAUUUGCACGUUGAGCAUUUUGCACAUGUGGAAGAGUUACCGCUCGGCUUUUAUGAGCUUUAUUCAGAGGAGGAAGGUGGGCAGUCGUCCUUCGGCUAGCGUGCCCAAGGGGGGGGCCGCCGCCACUGGCACGAACGCAGCUGCGACUGCAAAUGCAAAUGCAAAUGCAACUACAACUGUUACCGCGAGUGCAACCGCGACUGGCCAGGGCGAAAGCGCAGAGCAGCUGAACGACAAGGCAAUUCUGUUUUACCUCAAGAGCAGGAACUUGAUCGAAAUUUGGGACCUCAAGACGCUGCACAAGGUGUAUAGCGUGCGCACCUAUGAGGACCCCCAGCUCUUCAAAAUAUUUUUUGCAGACCACGACGUGCCGAACAAGAUUUACUUCUUCAGCACCAGCCACCACGUCUUCCUCAUGAACACCAACUUUGAGUUGUUCCACGUUAAGUGGCCGGCCUGACGCGCCGCGGUGGUGCCAAUUGUGGAGGUGUCAAUCGCGGUGGUGUCAAUCGUAGUGGUGUCAAUCGUAGUGGUGUCAAUCGCAGUGGUGUCAAUCGCAGUGGUGUCAAUCGCAGUGGUGUGAGUAUUCACUACGCGGAAUAAUCGCUCCUUUUUUUUUUUUCCCCCCACCCGCUUCUCCCCUGCGAUGCCUCCCUUAGCCACAGGGGGGUCCUCCUCGUCAUUUUUAUUAACCCAUAUUGUCGUCCCCGUUAUGCUCAUCACUUCCCCUUUUUGUUCUCACCACCUGUGAAGAGACACCACCGCGACUUUUGUUUAACAGUUUGCCCCUAC
Molecule: messenger RNA, 2260 nt
Organism: Plasmodium vivax (malaria parasite P. vivax)
Lineage: Eukaryota; Apicomplexa; Aconoidasida; Haemosporida; Plasmodiidae
Exons: 1
Coding region: 231-1928 (565 amino acids)
Biological process (GO): regulation of GTPase activity
Molecular function (GO): protein binding
Source: RefSeq, a predicted model, not a curated record